UUUCAGAAUUCAUUGCUCUUUGCUCUGGAAAACUUCAAAAACCAGAAUUUUGAUCCUUAUUAUCGUCAUUCGAGAGCAGUUAAAUAGUCUUACAGUUGUUCAGAGUAUUGAAACAUAUUAUUACAUAACCCAGCAUCUUGCAGUUUGGGUAUUAAAAAUUUCUUAUUUUCUUUUGCACUGCUCUACAAUCAUCACAUGAUUGAUGCUCAAUCAUAUCAAUGAACUACUGGCAUAUUCUCGGACUCAUCACUGUUUUGGUCGGCGAGUCUUUUUCUAGAUGCUCUGGAGCUAACUGUGAUAAAUUUUCAUGCGUGUCAGAUUUUUAUGUGCAUCGUCCAAUUGAAGCUUUUCUCCGGCCUGGAUUAACUUUUAAUUCGCCAUGUUCAUGUGAACAAGACUGGAAUACAAUGUUUUGUAAUCAAACGCUAGCGGCUCUUCAUGAAAACAAACUCCCUCUACCGACAGUCUGUGUUUGCCGAAAAUUCAAUGACAACGGGGCAAAGUGUCAGCAGUUUAUGACGAGAUGCUACCAGAAGAAAAACAAUGAAUGCUCCUGCUGCUUCAAUCAACCUAGCGAAUGGUGUAAUCAACUUAAAUGCAAAAAUAGGGAGCCCGAUUUCUCGAACGCGAAUACAACAUGCGUGUGUCAUCACAACCCAUCGGAUUAUCCCUAUGACAUAUGCAAAAAUUUGUACCCAAGGGAAAGUAAUUUUGCGAACCGACAAGCUAUUCUUGAUAAGAGCCGAGAAAAAUCGCAAGGAAGGGUCGAGUACGUUGAACUACUCGGAAAAAAGGUGUCUACUUCAGUGGUUAGCUACAUAAUUGUUGGACUACUGCUGUCAGUUUCAGUGCUCACUCUUGUGAUGCUAGUUCUUGGCGGAAAACGACUUCGACAAAAACGAGCUGAUAGACAACGCCAAAUUCGGUUAGCAAGGGAAACACUGAUUCUUCAACGAGCCGAUGACGAUAGAUAUUUACCUUCUGCAUGAUUGUUUUUCUUUUUAGUGAUUGGUAAUAGUUGAAGGGUACAUAUACGGAUCUGGUUUUGAGUUUUUUAACGUUUGGCGUGAAAGUAUUGAAAAAACGUCUGGAAAUUUUGUUUCUUACAAAUUUAAAACCAUCAAAUUAGUUUUUUUAACUCCACAAGUCACAACUGAAACUUGAUAAUUUUUUGAUGGGCCUUUACCCCAUCAGUAACUUUUUUAGUUUUAAAGUCUGUAAAUUUUUAAUGACCUAUGAUCAAAAUUGCUCAUUUCACUUUUUUUCCGCUUACUUCAUCUUGGACCACUAUACUAGAUCUCUAUUUUCAAAUAUUAAGUUGUAUAAAUUGUAAUUUAUUAUUAUUUUCAGUGAACUUUUAGAAUUGGAAACGGGUAAUACUUUAAGCUGUUCACAGUUUUUAUUUAUUUUCAAUUAUAUUUGUAUUCAUGUUAUAUAAGUAUUGGAUUUUUGAUUAAAAAUAAAUUGUUCGAUUUUUUU
Messenger RNA from Caenorhabditis elegans, 1479 nucleotides. RefSeq lists its product as uncharacterized. Lineage: Eukaryota; Metazoa; Nematoda; Chromadorea; Rhabditida; Rhabditidae. The transcript is spliced from 6 exons. The record is from RefSeq and is marked reviewed. Bases 219 to 989 code for a protein of 256 amino acids.